AUGUCGUCUACUGCCAGCAUUGGCACAGCCGUCCCACCAGCUGACCCUGUGAAAGGACCGGUACCACGCAUAACAGCAGAGGAAGUAUGGCUUGCUAUAGCAGGGACAAAGAACGGCAAGGCUUCUGGUCCAGAUGACAUACCAAGCGAAUUCUGGAAAGAAUGCGGAUGGCUUGGUGCCUCAUGGCUUGCAGACCUCUUCAAUCAGGUCAUCAAAGCUAAGAGAAUGCCCCAUGACUGGUCAAAGAGCACAACGAUUCCGAUAUGGAAAAAUAAAGGCGAUAUCGCAGACUGUUCAACGUAUCGGCCAAUCCGGCUGAUGAGCCACACUCUGAAAAUCUUCGAAAGAGUACUUGAAAGACGACUUCGAGCGAUCAUAGAAAUACCAUCAAAUCAGUGCGGAUUUGUUAAGGGUGCCGGUGCUGCUGAUGCCAUCCAUGCUACCGGCGUGCAUCAGGGAUCACUGCUCUCUCCCCUACUCUUCAUCACAAUUAUGGAUGCAGUGAGAUCUCAAGCGACACCUUCCAUGGGCUCUCCUGUAUGCAGACGAUGUGGUGUUGAUGGCAGAGAACAGAAAAGAACUUGA
Molecule: messenger RNA, 585 nt
Organism: Strongylus vulgaris
Lineage: Eukaryota; Metazoa; Nematoda; Chromadorea; Rhabditida; Strongylidae
Source: the annotation of a GenBank genome assembly